This is a messenger RNA of Lampris incognitus (smalleye Pacific opah), 3458 nucleotides long. RefSeq names its product caveolin 2 (gene cav2). Bases 135 to 623 code for a protein of 162 amino acids. Lineage: Eukaryota; Metazoa; Chordata; Actinopteri; Lampriformes; Lampridae. Gene Ontology annotation, biological process: negative regulation of endothelial cell proliferation; insulin receptor signaling pathway; positive regulation of MAPK cascade. Gene Ontology annotation, cellular component: cytoplasmic vesicle; caveola; perinuclear region of cytoplasm. The transcript is spliced from 3 exons. Gene Ontology annotation, molecular function: molecular adaptor activity; protein kinase binding. The record is from RefSeq and is a predicted model, not a curated record.
CGCGCCGCGCUGCGCAGCGCAGCGCAACGCAGCGCAGCGCAGCGCCGAGGAGCAGAGCGCACCGUCGCCGCACAGCGCUCCCCUAAAAACCCGCUUUGCGCAAACCAAAAACAACAACAACAACAACAACAACAAUGGGUCUGGAGAAGGAGAAGUCGGACACCAGCAUCAUCAUGGACGAGGACGAGUUCAGCAGAUCCAUCGAGCCCAUUCUGUCGAAGAAAGUGAACGUUCACGCGGCGCCGCCGGAUCGGGACCCAAACGACAUCAACGCGCACUUGAAGGUCGGGUUCGAGGACGUCAUCGCAGAGCCCAGGUCGACGCACAGCUUCGACAAGGUGUGGAUCGGAAGCCACGCGGUGUUCGAGCUGGUGAAAUACAUCUUCUACCGGCUGCUGAGCACGCUGCUGGCCGUCCCCAUGGCCUUCCUCAUGGGCCUCGUCUUCGGGGUGCUGAGCUGCGUCCACAUCUGGGUGGUGAUGCCAGCGGUCCAGAGCUUCAUGAUGGCCCUGCCGUCGAUCCAGGCCCUCUGGAGGAGUCUGACGGACAUGUUCGUAGCUCCGCUGUUCCAAAGCUUCGGCAAAAGCCUGUCUUCCAUUCAUGUCAAGACCACGCAGAACUGACGUGAGCUCCCGUAGGAAGGACUGAAGUGAAGGCCAGGGUUAAGUGAUACUUGCAGUGAAGUGCAUUAGCGAAACGUCCCAUGUUGUACAAUAACAGGUAGAAGUACCCUGUAUGAAGCAGUUACAGUCAUAACCUGCGAGGCAUUUAAAGUUGUAAAUGGCCACAAAGACACAUAACCAUGACACUAAACAAGGUCUGACAGCAUAGGGCAGCAGUUACACCAGACUCUACUGGUAAAUGCAAUGCUAGAAAAGACACCAAGCUUGACUUGUGACAGCAUUUAGUUGAACAACGCUUAAUUGUAGGAAUGUAUGCCAGACUUUCAAAAGAACUUGUGUACGCCCACAGAAUUGCAUUUAUUUUACUGUUUGUGACCAAAGUAUGCUAACUCUUCUCAUUCCAUUACGUUGUGGCUGCAAAAGAUGUAGAAUCAAUUGGAAACAAACGCAGCAGCAUUUUUGUUGUCAACACAUGGCCUAUGUUGGAUUUAAGAUGUAAUAUUUUGGCAUUUUCUGCUUUUUUCAUGUUGUAUAUAUUGUUAGCGCUCAGCUAGAGGAUGAAGGAAAUGAGCACAGUCAAAGCGGACCCUUUGCUAACGAGUAACAUAUAAAUACUAGAUGAUAUAACAUGCAGUUUACUGAAAAGGUUUGCAGGGGGGGUUGUUUUUUUUUUUUUACAGUACGCUAUUGUAACAGUGUACGACCACGGAUGUGUGUACUCGCUAGCCCUUGGCUAACGGGCCGGACCCUUUAGUUGACUAGUUAGUGCAGCCGCCCCUGGUGCGGGGAACUCAGGUUCGAUUCUCGCCUGCAGCGGCGGGUUACAUAUGCGCUCAGAGGCGUGAGGGGGGACCUGGUGUAACAGUGUACGACCACCAAUGUGUAGACUAGCUAGCCCUUGGCUAACGGGUCGUACACUGUUACACACUAGCGCCCUCCUCCGGGAAGCGUGUUCCGCCUAGCAGUGCCCCCCCUCAGGCCUCUGAGCGCGCAUAUGCGGACACCAAAGGUGGCGGGAAUUCAGGGGGCAGGCGGGAAUCGAACCUACGUUCCCUGCACCCACGGGCGACCGCGCUAACCAGUCGACUAAAGGGCCCGACCUGUUAGCCAAGGGCUAGCAAGUCUACCCAUCUAUGGUUGUACACUGUUGCACUAUCACGCCCCUGCUGUGUUUAUCUUACGCUGCAUUAGAAAUAUAGCUUGAUAUUCGCUUUUACUGUAAACCAAGUGUAAAGAACGAUAACCUCUAUGAGAGACCGUUGACAGGUGUAAACAUUUUUGGCCUUCUAAUUAAUUAUUUAUAGCUGACAGCCGGGUCUUUAUAGUUGGCAGAAAUGUAAAUUUGACCAUAGCUAUUUCAAGAGAGGCUUGGUUGACUAGCUACAUUCAGUAGGGUGUAGGACUUAUACCUUUCACAUGGUAGCUGAGGUAUUGGAUAAGCUCAGCCUGGUACAUAUUUACAUCAUUCUUGCUGUUUGCCAUAGCAAUGCUCGCCUGUGGGCCAAUGUGGUCUGGAUUACUUCCAAACCAAUACAAAUGACAUCUGACAAAUGGCAUCACUAAUAUAUCUGGUUCAGGCCCUGGCACACCUGAGACUCAGGUACUCAAAGUUACUGUACUGUUGAUCUUGUCGUUGGCUACAACACUUGCAGGGUUACUAUCUUUACAUACUUUCCAAGUCAACACAACUCGGGGGCCUUGACAAGCAGUGACACAGUUGUCACAAGCAUGACAGCACAGCCGCCGUGAGGCGUCAGUGCAGCCAAGCUUCAGAAACCUGCAGACGGAGGCAAUUGGGCUCUGGGCCUCCUCUUGCACGUAGCACUGCCAACUACAAAGCCACCAUCCUGUUAAACUGUACAAGUAUUUGGGCACCCAGGUAGCGUAGCGGUCUAUUCCGUUGCCUACCAACACGGGGAUCGCCGGUUCGAAUCCCCGUGUUACCUCCUAGUCUGCAGCCCUCCCUGAAUCAGCAGAGGGGGUGGAGCAGCGACUGGGACGGCUCGGAAGAGUGGGGUAAUUGGCCAGAUCCUACUGGGGAGAAAAAAGGGGGGAAAUUUUAAAAAAAAAACUGUACAAGUACAAGAGACGAAAGAGAGCGUUUGUCCCAGUUGCCAUCUUUGUCAAGGCCGUGAUAGAGCUGCGCACCGGGUAUAUACUUGCCGAGAUCCAACAUGUAGUCAUGUUCGUCUUGACCGAGCACUGCUAACAAGCUAAACCAGAACCCGGGCAGACGUUAAGACUGGCCCGACUGGCCACAGAGCCGCUCUCUGACCCAGCAGAAACUCCCAUACGACAGAGAUGUGUUGUUUCCAAUUGACAAUCAAACUCACAGCGGUUCUUUUUCCCUUUCCUUUCUUUAUAUUCUUUCACUGAUGUUUGAUUGUCUGUACUUAAUUUAUUCAGUCCUGAAUGGGGAAUUUGGGGGUUGGGUUAUGCCAUGAAACACACAGGUGUUUCGACUCGAGCUUGUCUUGUAUUCGCCGUAACGUAGCAACCGUCUUCAUCCUGAACUUUCGCUCAGCAUCUCAUCCUAAAGAGCUCAGCUCCAAAUCAUAUGACCCGUUUCUGCAGGAAUGCCUAAUGUUGAUGAGUCACUAUGCAAAAGACUGUGUAAAACUGGUCUCAUGUUGUAAACCACAGUACUGGCCUUUCUAUAUGACCGUGAUUAGCUCUUAUUUUCUGUCAUCGGUGACUUUUUAAAGAAGAGGCGUUGCUUAUUUUCAGACCAAUUAACACCGAUGGCAGUGGAUAUUUUGUAUCGGGGCAAAUUCCUCGCAUUAACAAACCAAAAGUAUUCUUCUUGACUUAAAUAAAAAGUAAAACAAAAAAUUC